Molecule: messenger RNA, 2161 nt
Organism: Fusarium vanettenii 77-13-4
Lineage: Eukaryota; Fungi; Ascomycota; Sordariomycetes; Hypocreales; Nectriaceae
Exons: 1
Coding region: 346-1767 (473 amino acids)
Biological process (GO): ubiquitin-dependent endocytosis
Cellular component (GO): plasma membrane; cytosol; cytoplasm
Molecular function (GO): protein-macromolecule adaptor activity; ubiquitin protein ligase binding
Source: RefSeq, a predicted model, not a curated record
CGAACAAGGCUCCCUGAACUAAAAAGGACCCUUGAAGGCAUCGUCAUUGCAUCACUAGGGACUGCAACAAGUCACAAGGCCACCCUCAAAAAAGCACAAUUGCCCCUGGCCAUCUCCCGCCCGGUUGACGCCAUUAAAUCGAAGCACCCGCUAUCGGCGCCGGCGUCGACAAGACAGAAUUACAUCAGCGUGCAGAGAUUUUGCAAAAACUCGUCUCUGCUACUUAUUAGCCGCCGACUUCCAAGGGCCCGUCCCUGGAACGUUCUUACCCGCCAAUCCCCGACCGCAACUUCCUUCCAAUUCUAGAGUGACUUACAAAAGGUCGCUCCUUCAGAACUAGCAGCCAUGCCCCACCGCGUGGCCAACUUCCUCCGUACUUCAUCGGGCAACAUUGCACAGAUCAAGAAGGUCGCACGAUCACGCACAAACAGCCCUUACACAUCUGAUGGUGAGGAUCGAACAGAAGUUCACGCCGUCAGAAUGCCAGACCUCGCAGACGCCGUCAAGAAGCACCACCGCAUCUCACUGCCUUUUGGCAAGUCGAGCAAGGAGCAGGUUUCAGCCGUUUCCAUCGACUGGAGCAUCGAGAGCCCCCCGGUUGUCUUCCAUGGCAACGCCGAGGACAGCACCGGAGCCCUCAUCACGGGCCAGAUGUUCCUUGAUGUCAAGGAGGAGGCUGUCGAAAUUGGCAGCUUCUCGGCAUCCCUGAAGCUUCAUGUCUUCCAGAAGCGACCCUUCCAGAGCCACUGCACGGAUUGCCAGAACCAGUACACUGAGCUCCAAGCCUGGCAACUGCUCGCUCACCCUACCACUCUUCGAAAGGGUCGUCACGCAUAUCCCUUCUCUAUCCUCCUUGGUGGUCACCUCCCCGCUACCAUGGAUACCCCCCUGGCCGCCGUCUCCUACGAGUUCAAGGCCGAUGCCUACGUCACUCGCGGCAUCAACUCUACCUCUGGCACUUGCGCACCCGUGCGAUUUGAGAGAACUAUUCCCGUGAAGCGCUCUCUGCCCGAGAACGAGAUCCCUCACCACUCUGUCCGAGUCUUUCCUCCCACAAACAUCAAGGCCAGUGCCCACUACAACAACGUCAUCCACCCCACCGGUACCAACUCAGUCAGCCUACGACUCGAUGGCUUGAUGAGUCGUAACGAGAAGGCCAAGACUAUUGAUUUCUGGCGACUAAAGAAGGUUACCUGGAGGCUUGAGGAGACGAUCAAGACUGUGGCUCCCGCCUGUGAGCGACAUGCUCCCGCCCAAGCUCAAGACCCCGAGAAGAAGGGUCUUCCUCGGAACGAGGUUCGUGUCCUGGGUGAGAAGCACCUGCACGAGGGCUGGAAGUCGGACUUUACCGGUACCGAUGGCAAGGUUGAGAUGGAGUUUGACUACUUUGCCAACCAGUACAAGUCUCACAGCAAGGAGCUGAAGUAUGCUUGCGAUACCAAGUCCCACGAUGGCAUCGAGGUGACCCACUCGCUCCUCAUUGAGCUGGUCGUGUCCCGAGAGUACGCGCCCGAGGGCAAGCCACAACUCGCAACACAAACGGGCACCGGCCGCAUUCUGCGGAUGCACUACGGCGUUGUCAUGACGGACCACGCCGGCAUGGGCGUCAGCUGGGACAACGAGGCCCCGCCUGUCUACCAGGACGUGCCCCCAAGCCCCCCGGCCUAUCCUGUGCAGGAGUCCCCCAUUGAGUACGAGAGCCUGGAGCAACUCGAUGCUCACCGACUCAGUGUUUCCAACUCUUCCAUUGACAGCCGACAAUCCUGAAACCGCCGGCAACCGCUCAACAUAUCCUCUUCUCGCAUUAAUACUCUUACUGGCAUAAAUUGCCGCAUGUUUUCUUUGUUACAACUCCAUGAGAUACGCGGCGAUCUGAUUUGAAAAAGCGAUAUACCCACCAGCGUUGAAGGAAGACAGAGAUGCUUCCACAUUUACAAAGGAACGGGACUACAGGACACAUGGGAAUGACGAAAAAAAGGUGUUGGGUGUGCAAGACACACAGAGAACAGGUCACGAACGGGUGGGAUGAAAACAGAUCCCAUGUGUUGGAAAUACCAAGCGACGAAAGCCACUGUAUCUUAGUAGCCAUGAAUAGCCCAGGCCGCCCAAAAAGGAGCAGGCUUCGGAGGCAUCAUGAUAAUCAUCAAGAGAAAGAUGACAC